GGGUAAUGUCUUGGUACCAUUUUGUACCAAGGACGAGAUAAGAGCUUUGUUUAGGAGACCAAACUGAACGAUAAUUUAUAGCCAACUCUGUCUUCUUUGGGGAUACUCCUCUGAAGUAAAGUAUUUUCUUUGUGGAAGUUCCUAAGACCUGUGUUUUGUCAUGUCGUCUUGAGAGGGGGUGGAUCUUUGCUAUAAAGGAACCCAUUUGCCAUUAUGUUGGGCACUCUCAACUUUUCAUUAGAGAUACUGAACUGUUGAAAGUCAAAAUGCUAUUGAAAAAGCUUAAUUAUUAUUAAAGGUGAAGAUUAAGCAUAACUCUGACUCGUGUGUGAUUUGCUCUCUCAUCAUUUGGUAAUUAAGGAAAUUUCCACGACAUUUGGCGACGGGGAUAGGAUGUGAAUCUUCACUCGGUGACCGCUCCUGAUGACCUAGGUAAUCGUGCACAAGGGAUCCCUCAAACUCGGGAUCUCAGGGAGACCACACUUCAAGAACGGAGCAGAUGGACCAACCUAAGAUCGGAGAGGCAGCGAGCCGAGUGGAUACCACAUCCCGAACAUAGUAAAAAAAAGAUUUAAAAAAAAAAAGAGGUGAGAUGAGCAAACCACAUUUGAAGUUGAGUUGGAUAGGACUUAGAGCUUGGUGAAGCCCUAGUGGAAGAAGGACCUCAUUCUGUGUAUCUGUGUGAUUGUCUAAGUGACUCUCAGAGGUGGUGAAUUCCAAUUAUUUUAAAUGUGCUAGCCAGGUAUGCCCUGGGUUACUCUGUGUGAGUAUUUUGUUAGGAGCGUUCUGUGUGGGCGCGGUAGGUUGAAUCUGUGUGGGUUACCUUUUUAUGUUCUGAUGUUCUGUGUGGACAUCUGACCAGUUCUGUGUGAGCAUCUGACCAAUCCUGUGUGGGUGAUCAGUAAAAUUCUGUGUUAAGUACUUAAGGAAUUCCUGUUUAAAAAAAAAUCUCUCCCUGUGUGUGUGUGUGUGUGUGUGUGUGUGUGUGUGAGAGAGAGAGGGGGAGUGAGAUUGUGUGUGUGAGACUAAGGAGCCAUGGGCGCGCGCGAGUGCAAAGAACCAGGCAUUCCGGACCCUCCGACUGGAGCCUUGAAGGUUAUGGUAGAUAAAUGGGGUAGGGAUAUUCUGGAACAGGUACUUCUAUGGCAUAGAGAGGGUGGUUUUCCUUUGACAGGGACACUAAGUGUGACGCUGUUAGAUGAGGUAAGACAGAGAUUGGUAGAGAAGGAAGGUAAACUAGGAAAAAAGGAUCAAAUUGACUGGGUGAAAUUCAGGAAAUGGGAAAGGGAAGCUGACAGACGGAAGAAAAGACAGGACACAUUUUGGGGAAAACCCUGUCAGAAUAUGGUAGUUCAGACUGAGGAAGGAGAAAAGAAGGGGAAAGAUGAAACAGUGAGAAGGAAUAGGAAGGAUGAUGGAUGACAGAGACUGUCCCCCUCCCUACUGUACUCCUCAAACUCUCUACCCAGUGUUGCCGGACCUCCCUCCUCCUCAGGCGCCUCCUGCUGAUCCGCUGGAUGCAAGACCACUACAACCUGCAACCCCACCCCCUGUCUCUCCCAACACCACGGUGAUUGAUCGUCUGGCACGGAGCCUGGCUGAAGUCCUGACAGGGCCUGGAGUGACUCCGGCCAGUCUCACUGGAGGCGCAGUGGGGGGAGCACGCCAGAAAGGAAAAAAAAUCAACAAUCCUUUUCUCAAGGCUCCUCCACUCAGCUCCAGUGAGGACGGAGGGGCACCCCAGCUGACUCCCCCGUUGAAGGACUGUCUAUGGACCAGGACGGAGAGGCGUGUCUCUACCCCCUUCCAAUACGACCCAGCAUCAGACAUGUAUCAUCAAUACCCUCUGAUGGCCUGUCCUAACCCUCAGCCUCGACCUGAUGAUGCUAAUGCUGCUGCCGCCGCAGCAUGGAACCCCAUUGUGUAUGUCCAGAGGACGUGGAGACAUGAUGAAAUCAAAGACAUUGUAGAGGACCUAGUAGACCCAAGUAAGGACGCUGUGAAAUAUUCAGCAGAGAUGAGGGUAUUAGUGGGUCAGUACAAACCAUCUGCUGCUGAGAUAGCCCAUAUCUGUAAAAAUAAACUGGGACUCAGGUGGAUGUACAGGGACAGUUUGAUUGCAACUACCUGUGGGCUGAGAAUGGCGCAUAUCAGGACCAGAUAACGGCGCUGCUGGUCAGGAUUGUGGAGAUGUAUCCAACUAAGACUGACUGGACUGCUAUCAGAGAAUGCACUAUGAAGAAAGAUGAGGGCCUGGAGGCUUUCAGAAAGAGACUUGAGACCUGUUUCAGGCUACACAGCGGUAUCAGACCAAACAAACAUGCAUAUGGGGAUCUGCUGAAAGACGCCCUAGUGAGGGGUCUGACACCGGACCUGGAGAAAGCUGCCUACCUGCAUCAGUUGGGAGACUGAGCCAUUAGCAACGGUGGUACAGCACUGCUAGCAUGCUGAGAGACAACAGAGUACUCAGAAGGAAGAAAAAAUAAAGGAAGAAAAAGUAAAGACACAGAAACUACAGGCUGCCCAGAUGACGUUUUACCAGGAAGCAGCCCCAGCAGGGACAGGACGAGGGGCUGGAGUGCGCAGGUGCUACAACUGUGGGAAGCCGGGUCAUUUUGCUGCUGACUGCUCUGAGCCAACGAAUCCACAGAGGAACAAAGACAGGGGCGGACCGAGAAGAGGGGCCCGAGAGGAGGGGGCAAGAAGAGGAGGAAAAGGAGCACAUGCAUGGACAGCCCCAUUCCAACAACAGCCGUGGCAGCCACCUCCCAAGCAAUGGCAGGUCAGGCCACCUCACAGGGUCCAGCAACAGCAACAGUGGGGACCACAAGGAGUCCCUCCAGGCAGAGGACAAACUGGAGCCUGGCAGACGGGGCCGCCGGCACAGACGACCCUGUACAAUCCAGGACAGGGAGGAGGAGUAUUGACAUGAUGAGAAGACAGGGACAGUUGUGCUAAAAUCCUCAGAGCAACAAGAGCAUUUGUUUUUAAAGUGUCACACCCUUCCGAGAGUAGAGCCAACAGUGGAGGCUUGCGUCAAUGGGUGAAAGCGGCUCUACCCCAGCCACUGGUGGGGAUCCUGCACAAACUGCAACCAGGUGACUGGGUGGUGGUGAAAGACCUGAGACGAAAGCAUUGGAACCAGCAGAGGUGGACUGGACCAUACCAGGUGAUGCUGAUUACCCCCACUGCUGUUCGCGUAGCUGAGAGGUCUACUUGGAUCCACACCAAUCACUGCAGGAAGGUGCUAUACUGCCCACCAGACCCUGAGGAUGGAGGACCAGAGAUGCCGGAAGUCACCGACUAGAUGGGAGGAUCAGGCCCAGACUCUACGCAUCAUGUUUCUUGCUCUGGUCUUGAGCAUUCUCAUUACAGUUGCCAUAUGGACUGUGACUCAAGGACAACCGGUCCUGGAAAGACAACAUGGUACGAACUCGACUGAUAAUCGUUCAGUCCCACUGCGGGACUUGAAUAACAGCCACUCCAGCUCGAGCCAACGGGAGGCUCAGGACAGGAGUCCAGCAAACAAUAGCCGCUCCCAUAUCGAAAGAAGAAGAAGGUCAAUGCAUCCACUGGAUGAGCAUCACAGUAGGAAUCACGAGGGAAACACUUGGUGGUCACUGCUUAACUAUACAGUAAAGACUGAACUGAUGUUAGGAAAUACCUACUGUUAUGUAUGUAGCUUGUUUCCACAUUCAGCGAUCUCCCCAUUCUUACAGUAUUCAGUAGAGGUCAGCAUUAAAGACACUCUAUGUGCACUAGAGGCGCUCUUGUCCAAUGAGAACACAUGGGGUCAACCUUCACUAGGUAGAACACUGAGGGAUAAAUGCAUUAAUGGUAAUUUGUCAUCAACAAAAUAUUUACGGGGGGGAUUUGAUUGUUCACAUUGGUGUAGUAGAAUAAUCUUAGAACCUAGAUCCCGUGUACCAGAACCUAUUAAAGUCCAACCCCGGCGAACCCCAUUUAGGACCUGUCAUUGUCACAAUCCAAGCAAUAUUUCCAUACCACAAUUGAAUGAAUCCUAUCUGGGAAUGUCAACAUGUGUCAAUUAUAGUGUUUUCCCAAUAGGAUGUAGCUGGAAGAAGGGAACAUGCUGCUCUGGAUACCCCAUUAGACUGAGGGUGGGACACACCAUUAUUGAUGCUGAAACUGACAAUCGUUCUCCUCAUCAAUUUGGCUCGGCAACAUUUACUGAUCAUUAUUGGAUUUGUGGUGAUAAAGUUUAUCUCUACCUACCCACAAAUUGGACAGGGUGCUGUAUUUUUGGUAAACUAAACAUCUCCCUUGUGGUAAUGCAUAAAACUAAUUCCUCUAUUCCAAGCAGGUUAAGACUAAUUAAGAGGGACAUCUCGCAGUACAAUAAUGUCCCUAGUGACUCUCGACGAUCCUCAAAAUUAGAAAGGUUAUGGCGUGGUUUAAUCCCCUGGUAUGGGGCAUCGGAGAAUGCACAUGAGUUGGAUAGGCUAGGAUAUCAUUUGGAAUCCCUGGUAAAUUUGACCACUGCAGGGUUUUCUAUGAUAAGACCAUAAUUACAAGCCACUCAACUCAUGGCAACACAAAAUAGGGUGGCACUUGACAUGUUGCUAGCACGUGAAGGAGGGGUGUGUCAAAUUAUAGGAGAUCACUGUUGUACAUUUAUACCCCAGGGAGAUGACAAUUUGACUAUUGUAGUGGAACAUUUGAAAGAGCUUAGGGGUGUUCUCGAAAGGGAACACCAGCCUGACAUCAACUGGAAUCCGUUAGGAUGGGUUCAGUCAGUGUUUGGUGCUUGGGCUGCGACAAUUUUCCACUGGUUAAUCUAUCGUCUAAUAUUACUGAUUGCUCUGUUGCUAAUUAUCAUUUGUGUAAAGAAAUUGUUUAAUAAAGUGGUUGAUGUUGUUCUUACUAUGCCCUUGCUUGCAAAUGAAGUAGGUAUAGGUGAGGAAUCUGAGAUUGAUGGUCAACAAUCAGGUGAACACAGUGAAAUAUUCUCACUGGACAGUGUAGAUAGAGAGGGUUCACUGUAUAUGAAUGAUUUCCCUGACCUAUUCCCUAUUCCUGACUAUAUCUCUGAUAGUGGGGAACCCAAUUCUAAGCAUGAGGAUUUAGAGGGAUGACUGUCCUAUAGGUUGUAAUGAUGCCUGUGUUUAGACAGGGUUUCUCUUGUAAUUUUGGGAGCAUUUAUAUGUUUUGUUAUUUUUAUUUUUACUCAACAAAUGUAUUAUUCUAUAUGUUUAAACAGGUGCAAGUCUGUAUUAUGGUAUAAACAUUGUAAACUUUCUGAAGGGUGAAUAAUUACAUUGAAGGG
Molecule: messenger RNA, 5287 nt
Organism: Oncorhynchus mykiss (rainbow trout)
Lineage: Eukaryota; Metazoa; Chordata; Actinopteri; Salmoniformes; Salmonidae
Source: RefSeq, a predicted model, not a curated record